Myodes glareolus (Bank vole) is the source of this 4079-nucleotide messenger RNA. The record is from RefSeq and is a predicted model, not a curated record. Lineage: Eukaryota; Metazoa; Chordata; Mammalia; Rodentia; Cricetidae.
UCGGUUUGCUUUUUCCUGUCCCCUCCAUCUCAUAUUGGCUGAGCCUGUCCUUGGGUGUGUUGGUGUGCACCUAGUCUGCGUGUUGUCAAUACCAUUUGACUGUGUUUUGUCCCCUGAGUGCAUAGCGGGGGCGUGCACAAGCAAGCUGGGCCAAACGUUGGGCGGGGGCAUGGCUGCAUUUGCCUGAAUGCAUUGCAGACAUUCCGGUGGCUCACUAGUUGUUGCCAGACCUGACCGUUCUACCUGAUGCUUCCCACCUUAAGAAUCUUCCACAUCACUAAUCUUUAGUAAGGGGUGAAGGAGAAGUGUGAGACCUCACUGUGCUCAGUCCAGGAGAUAGGGCAGAGAUCUGUUGGGUGCGUACUCGCACUGCUGUACUGUCAGGAGGAGUCCUCGGUACCCUUUCACCUGCUGGGCUCCAUUCGAAGGUCCCAGCAUGGUGUGUUGGAAGCUGAGUAGAAUUACGGAGGAGGAGGAGUUCUGAUUGGAUCCAAGCUGUAAACUCUGGACCAGAAAAUGUUUUUGUCCCCUGGAAGGUCUAAAUGACGAAACUUACCCUUCCAGCUAGCUGGGUGCAAAGAUUCAUUAGUUCAACCAGUCCACUUUAAAGAGUGCUGUCAAAUGUCCAAACAAGACUGUAGGACUGGAGAAGCUGACUGUGAAACCUUUGGAACCCAGUUGGAACCUUCGCGGUUGAGCGUGGUGGGAUCGAGUGGAGUCCAUGGGUGGAGAGUGCCUCAGAGGGUGGAUGUCCUUCCCAUGCUUGCUGUGGCCGCUCAGGGCGCAGAGGAGUGCUUCAUUGUGUGAUGAAAUGCUGAGUCUGUGGAGGAUAAAUAUUUGAGCGCGGCCAACCUAAAAAGGGCUCUAGCUUGUGUUCACAUAGGACAUCCAGAGCACAGCAGUGAUUUGUUAUAAGGUGAGGUGAGAAUAGACUGAAAACCUUUCCAAGUAAACUUCAUGGGAGAGUUAAACAAACAAACAAAAAAAGUUCCUCGCCGGGCUUCCAUUUUCUUUUAUUGUUGUGAUUUAUAUAGUGUUGACUGUAAACACUAAUAAACACACACAACUGCUUACAUAAAAUCCCUUCUUGAAACAGGUGUGAAAUGUGGAGGGGGUGCCACAAGGGGACAGGCUAAGAGAAGGUGUGAAGUGGGAGAGGCGAGGUGGGACUCCAGUGCCCGCAGUGGAGGCUACUCUGUUUUACUGGUGUGGGGGGCCUCUCGCCCUGGAGUUUAGUUAACUCUUGGAGAUCUCCCGCACCCCUAUCCCUCCAAGCUUAUUCGGUCUAGCUGGCCCAACCUUUCUUCCCCUUGUCUAACCGUCUCCCGCCACAGCACUCCCGGAUGCCCAGGGUCAUCUUGGUUCGUCUGGAAUUGGGUGUUCCUUCGGAUCGUAGUAUACUAGCCUUCCAUUUUGGAAAAUUCAGCUGUUGGUGUUGUUCUAUUUUGAUUCCAUGUCUGCCAAGGAUCCCUUUGAUACAAGCGCUUUAAUGAACAACUUGACUUCUAACUUCUACCUCGAGUCCACGACCCGGGGGGGGAGGGGAGAAUGAAGCCAGUUUCUGAGUUGGAAGCAGGCAGAAUCUUUGCCUCUCUCCUGACUGUUCUGUAACAAAAGUCUACCUCUCAGCUGAAGGCAGAUCUUUUAUUCUUACGGACAGUGUCAAAGUUCUUCCCGGUUUCAUUUUAUUUUAAGGAGCAGAACUUAAUAAUUAACCACAAGUUGGUUCAUUUGAAUCCAGGGCCAGUAGCCUCCUAAGUAGUGCUAAUUGCAUUACAUUUUUAUUCAGAGGCUCCUCAUUUUUAGCAUAACAAAAAUCUCCCCUGAAUGAGUGGACUAAGACCAAAUUCAUUUCUUUGCAAGGGUGUUAGGAGGUUUUAAUUGUGCUCAGUCGUCUGACUUUUUCCUCCAGUGAAACUAUUUCCACACCUCAAUCCAGUUAGCAAAAUACAUUCUUUCAUUCACAAGAAGGGCAGUGCAUGCAAGCUAGGCAUGGAUUUAGGACUUUGAAGUUUACAACCAAGGAAAAGUGUGUUGGGGGGGGGGUGCACAGAACCCCUCUUGAACUGAUGCUCCAUUAUCAGCCGUCACCUUUACUGCCUCACGCACAACUUCAGUUCCCCCUCCGCUCAGCCCUCUGAAAAGAAAAAACAAAGACAUGUAUUCCUGGUCAAGUGCAUUUUUGUGCAAUUUUUGUCCUUUUUUGUGAGAAUGACAGAUUUCUUUCGUUUCCAAAUAUUCCUAACGAUUUUCUGCUCAAGUGUAAGAUAAUGCAAAGGGUUUUUAGAAAGAGCGGUGAGUAGGGGGUGGGUGAAGGCGGUGUGAUAAAUGGUUUGUUGCUCACGGGAGGGUAAAAUAUUUAUGUUCUCCAAGCCCAGAUUCUCCAUACCUUCCCUCCUUAACUUUUCCUUCUUCUUUUUCUUUUCCUUCUUCUCUUUCUUCUGUUUUUUUUUUGUUUGUUUGUUUGUUUUUCAAGGAAAGUCUGGUUUGGACGACCUUGUCUCCCAGGUUUCAAGGCUCUUCCUGUGGACCAAGUUUUCCUGUUUGGUGUUUGUUCAAAGGAGAGCUCACCCCACCCCCACCCCACCCGCGUCACUUUUGCAGUAACCGUACUAGGCACUCACCACUUUCUAAUAUAAAUAACCAGGUGGCUUUAGAAGGGUAUCUAUUUGGGAAACGCCUGCUGUGGUCCCAUUAAAUUUUCGUGGGGUGCCUGGACUUCGGUUUUCACAGUGUGUCCUCCUCUCGGGUUGCCAGGGUCCUGCAGUCCUUACUGACACACAUUUUCAAUUAAAGGGGGUGGUACAGGGAGGGUCUCCAAGUGCGCCAGCGCAUCUUUCCUGAGUUUUGUUUUUGUUUUUCUGUAACUCUGGCUCGCCUUCCUUUUUUUUUUCCUUCCUUGACCCAGCCCCUCUUUCCCUUUGAGCCCGCUGCCCUUGAACUUGUAUCUUGAGGAGAGGAAGGCUCACACAACUUCAAAUAAAGCCCAGAUUCGUUGGUAUUAAUGCAUCUGACAUCAACUAUUCUGCUGGACGCUAUGACCCAUCCGUGAAGCCCCCCUUUGACAUAGGUUUUGAAGGGAUUGGUGAGGUGGUAGCCUUAGGCCUCUCUGCUAGUGCUAAAUACACAGUGGGCCAGGCUGUGGCUUAUAUGGCUCCUGGUUCUUUUGCUGAGUAUACAGUGGUACCAGCCAGCGUUGCCACUCCGGUGCCUUCAGUAAAACCUGAGUAUCUCACUCUGCUGGUUAGUGGCACCACUGCAUACAUUAGCCUGAAAGAACUUGGAGAGCUGUCAGAAGGGAAGAAGGUUUUGGUUACAGCAGCCGCCGGGGGGACAGGACAGUUUGCUGUCCAACUUUCAAAGAUAGCCAAGUGUCAUGUCAUUGGAACCUGCUCCUCGGAGGAAAAGUUAGCUUUUCUGAAAUCCAUUGGGUGUGAUCGCCCCAUCAACUACAAAGCAGAGCCGGUGGCCACAGUUCUGAAGCGGGAGUACCCUGAAGGUGUCAAUGUAGUCUACGAGUCUGUUGGGGGAGCCAUGUUUGACCUGGCUGUGGAUGCCUUAGCCAUCAAAGGUCGUUUGAUGGUGAUUGGGUUUAUCUCUGGCUACCAAAGCCCUGCGGGUCUUUCACCAGUAAAAGCAGGAGCUCUACCUGCGAAGCUCCUGAGGAAGUCUGCCAGUCUCCAGGGGUUCUUUCUGAACCACUAUUUAUCCAAGUACCAGGCCGCCAUGGAACACCUGCUGGAACUGUACGCUCGUGGGGAACUGGUCUGUGAGGUGGACCUUGGACAUCUAGCUCCAGAGGGAAGGUUCCUUGGCUUGGACUCCAUAUUCCGGGCUGUUGACUAUAUGUACACGGGGAAAAAUAUUGGAAAACUUGUGGUUGAAUUGCCUCACCGUGUCAGCAGCAAACUGUGACAACAGAACAGUGACGUAAACCAGAGGAGAAAGAAAGAGUUCUCCGUGCCUUAGAAUGAACAUAAUAGUUCCUAAAACACAAGUGUAGUGUUAAUGAAUUCAACUCCCCCCUUUCCUUGGGGGUAAAAAUAAUGCACCUCAAUAAAAGUUCUCUCUCUAGCUAA